Molecule: messenger RNA, 15986 nt
Organism: Owenia fusiformis
Lineage: Eukaryota; Metazoa; Annelida; Polychaeta; Sabellida; Oweniidae
Source: the annotation of a GenBank genome assembly
CUAUGACAACAUUUCCAAUAUGGCCGCCUGAAACAAAACUUUUUGGAUUUUUCAAAAUUAAAGAUGUUAUAGGAUAGAAAUACAAAGAAGAGGAAGAAAAUAAAAACUGCAAAAUGCCGCUGGGGCCAUUUGGAGAAGUGGUUGGUACGACCAACUCACUGGCUCACUUGGGUGCUGCGGCCAAUUAUGAGAGUAAAGUGAUCGCUCCAAGAAAUCCAAAACUAAUGAAGGGUGACCAGGAAGAUGUUCAGAUGACGCCCUCUGUUUUCAUGUUCCAAAUGAGCAUGGACACAGAAAAGAAACUAGCAAAUACACAUGAAAUGAGACUCCCUAAGAAAAUAGAGUUUCUAGAUAUGGCAGACACAACACAUCAAAAGUUUUCUCAAGUGAGUGUAGAUGAGCCAAUGUUUCAACCAUAUCCAUCUGAGAUUUAUUUCCAAAACUACACACCAUUUGAGACAUACGAGGUGCCACUCCUCUUAAGGAACAGUGAUAAGGUUCCACGUCUAGUCAAGGUUACUCAGGCGGAUUCUCCAUACUUCAAGAUCAUCAGUCCACCAAAUGUAGGACACAAAGUUGGUCCUGGACUCCCGAGUGUAUUUAAAAUACAAUUUGUCCCUGAAGAGAAAAAGGAUUAUAUCCAUGAGUUAGUGGUGAUCACAGAAAGAGAAAAAUUCAUAGUGCCAGUGAAAUGUAUUGGAGCCAGAGCCCUGCUGGAUUUCCCUGAUGAUAUCAACUUUGCUGUAUGCCCUGUAAAGCAUGCUUCAACAAAGACUCUACUAGUUAGAAAUGUUGGCAACAGAGAAGCAAAGUUUGCAUUGACUGCUGAGGGAGAGUUCACAGUAUCUCCAGAAAAUGGAAUCCUUCCAGAGAAUGAAAGUAUGCAGGUCACUGUGACAUUUACACCAACCUAUGUAGGAAACCACAAUGAAAAACUUGUACUGCAUUAUGACACAGGUGAGGACAUCUAUAUUGAUCUCUAUGGAGGUGCUCAAGAUGUCAAUGUUAGGCUUGAUAAAAACUCACUCAAAAUAGAGAACACAUUUCUAUCAAUGGCCAAUCAGAGGACUGUUACCAUUAGCAACAGGAGUGAUGUCAUAGCUUAUUUCAAAUGGUCACAGUUUGCAACGCAACUCGAAGAAGAUUCACAGAGAUCAAGAUUCUGUAACAACAUUAGCCAGGAUGAAUCAAACGAGAGAGACAGGUUUCUGGAGGAGUGUAUCAGUGAUCCUUCACUUAGAGAUAAGAUGUCUAUCCUUAGUAGAACAUUCCAGAACAGGCGCAAGAUUGUAGAAGACGAUAAGAUGACAUUUUCUGAUGAUGUCAUCAAAAUUGACCCAGUGGAGGGAGAAAUUUGGCCAAACUCAAAUCUCGAAGUGACAGUUAUUUUCAAACCAGAUGAAGCUAAGACAUACACAAGGACAGCAUAUUGUGAUAUAGUAGGACGUGAGACACGACUUCCUCUCAGAAUUAAAGGAGACGGAAUUGGGCCAAAAGUUCAAUUCUCGUUCGACUCUUUAGACAUGGGCAACAUCUUCAUAAGCUCUAGCCAUGCUUAUGAAGUUGUUCUAGCCAACAAGGGAGAUAUCGAUGCCAUGUUUAGCCUUCUACCAAACAACUCUGUAUUUGGACCUAGGUUUUCAUUCAAUCCUUCAGAAGGUAUUGUAAUGCCUGAUGGUCACCAAGCCAUCCAAGUGACAUUCAACAGUCCUAUUCUGGGUGAUUUCUCUGAAGACUUCUAUUUCCAAAUAGAUGGCUCUCCAGAAAAACUGAAAUUGACAUUUAGUGGCUCUGUCAUUGGUCCAACAUUCCAAUUUGACAAACCAAAGCUGGAUUUCAAAAUGGUAUCUUACGGUUUCAUUUCUGGCCUGACCUGUACCCUACAAAAUACGUCACUAGUCCCCAUGACAUUCCACCUGAGAGUUCCCGGAGAUGGCGUCAAUGAGAGCAUCGCUAGUAACAGCGAUUACGGCAGCACAUUCAGCGAUACUGGAUCGAUGUUGUCUCCAAAAGAAUUCACGAUCACUCCAGAUCAUGGGAGCCUUGAGCCACAAAGUUCAAUGAGGAUUAUUGUUGAGUUGUGUUCGAAUUCAGUGAAGAAAUAUGACCUAGCUCUUGUGGUGGAUGUAGACGGUGUGGGUGAUGAGGUCCUGCAAUUGCCAAUAGUUGGAAGGUGCAUUGUACCCCCAAUCACAGUGAUCACACCUCUGCUGGACUAUGGUCGCUGUUUCCUAAAGCACCCCUACCAGCAAAAUGUCAAACUACACAAUUCAUCAGAUCUACCUGCUAAAUAUGAGCUACUCCCCCAGCAGAUAGACAGUAGUACGCCUAUACUGUACAAUAGUCCUCUUGCUAAGGGCAUAAUUGAACCCCACCUUGUGUUGGAGGUUCCCCUUGUGAUCACGCCCCAACAUCUAGAGGAACUAGGGGUCACUGCAUACUUUGGAAUAUUUGGAAGCUCUGAGGCACCACUGCCAGUUCACCUGUCCUGUAUUGGAGAGGGCCCAGUUGUACAUGUGAUGCCAUUGAACCUAGAUUGGGGACAAAUACCUGUCCUAACUGAAGUCUCUAAGACUUUGUUACUAUCCAACGAAUCACUGAUACCUGCCAAAUUCACAUCUCAUAUGGUGCGACCAAACUCUGUGUGGAAUGUCGAGCCUCGUGAUGGGGAGAUACCCCCAGAAGAAACUAUGGAGCUAACUGUUACAGCCAACCUGGAUGAUUGUGUACGAUUUCAAGACAAACUUCAGGUGAACUUUCUAGACAGUCAAGCACGGACCAUCCCUGUGACAGCCUAUGGGUAUGGGACAACUAUAGUCUCUGAUCCACCUAUGGAUGUUUAUUUGAAUCUUGGACCACAUUUUAGCGCAAACCCUUGCAAAAAGACAUUCUUGUUGACCAACAAAGGGCGUCGUCAUCAACAAUUGGUCUGGACAACAGAUGGAUUUUCUAUGGUGCGCAACAAGAAAGACACAGUACCUGUUAAUAUGAAGGAUAUGAGAGUCAGGGAUGCCCCACCCCCACAGAUUCUGAAGACCCCUGUGUUUAAAUUGACCCCUCAGAGGUUUGAUUUACCCCCAGGAAAGAGUGUUACAGUGGAACUUGAGGGACAGGUUGAUAUGCCUCAAACAGUCAAGGAGCGAAUGCUGUGCCAUGCUAUCAUUGGUCGAGCGGGUGGCAAGGAGUUAAUAAAAAAGGUUGACAUCAGUGUUGAAUUCAUCAGUCCCCUCGUUGAGUUCUCUACCAAGAAUCUUUUCUUCAGAGUUGAUAAGCUGCCAGAAGAUACUUUAGAACUUCAAAGACGUGAUCUAGAGAUGACAAACAUUUCAAGCCUUCCUUUGAGUUUAAGACUUCAGUUAAAAUAUCCAUUCAGUUUAGUUGAUCAGGAUGGUAUGGCAACCACAAAUGAAAUGCUUGUGUCAAUGAAAGAAGGAGAUGUAAGGACUGUCACAAUCGAAUUUGACCCUGCGUACAAAUCAGACGCCCAUAUAAGGACAAUAGAUGAGGUUCUGAACGUGACCUAUGAUGAGCAUCCACAUGUUGACUACAUUGCUCUGAGGGGAGAAGUGUACUUUCCAAACCUUGAGUUUGAGAAGAUGGAUGUUCACUUUGGAUGUAUAUUAAAUGACACUGAAGUGACAAGAUAUGUGAACAUCACAAACAAUAGCCCAAUGGAGGUGAACUACAAGUGGUGCUUCCUUGUGGGAGAUGAACCCAGUACAAUGUUCAACAGACCACAACCUGAACCAACCCAAGUACUUGAUGUUGAAGCUGAACAUGAUGACAUUCAGCCUGAAGAAAAGGUUGAGAUAGAGAUUAGAGAUGAAGAGGAGGCAGACGAAGGACUUGGACAAGAUAUAAAGGAGGAUGAGGUCAAUGGUGACCACAAUAUGAGUGAUGAGGAGAGAGAAAAGAUGGAUACGGAGAAAAUAGAUAGUGGAGAUGAAGAAGAGAAAAAAGAAAUGCUCAUCAUGGAACCUGCAAAUGAAGAAAAGGACAUAUUUGCUGAGGACCAGGACCUCUCAGAACAGCGUAUAGUGAUCAGUCGUGCCUCUACAGCAGCUGACCCCAACCGCCCAGGGACAGCUGCCAGUAAGGCCCCAACUACAGUGAACUCUGUCCUACAGGCUCUAAUGGAGCCUGACCCUAAUCAGGAGCCCCUGGGGGUUGAAGAGGUAUUUGAUAUUCUCCCUCUAUAUGGGACGCUAAAACCUGGAGAUACCGAACAAAUCACAUUGACCUUUUAUGGGCAUGCAGACAUUUGGGGACUGGCACGUGCUCUCUGUGAGGUGGAGGGAGGUCCCACUUAUGAAUUGACACUCAGUGGAGAAGCCUCAUUGGUCAAUUAUGAGUUUGAUUGUGUGGAUAUAGAUUACGGGAAACAGAUGUUUGAUCAAGUUGCUGUAGCAGAAGUGACUCUCCAUAACACAGGGAAGGUUGGCUUUGAGUUCACUGCUCUCAACAUGGACCCCAGUAUGGCUAAUAAACCAAUGCCAGGUGUUCCUGUUAUGAUUCCACAUACAGGAUACAUAGAGGCCAAUGCUUCUCAGACUCUCACCUUAAAGUUCCUGCCUGGAGUACCUGAAACAUUCCACAAGAGCUUUAUGGUCCAAGUGGCCCAUUUCGAACCAGACACCAUCAACCUAUACGGAGAAGGUGUUUUCCCAAGAAUCUCCCUGGAUCUCCCGAGGAUAGGUGACGAAGAAGGACAUUACACGUCACUGAUGAAGGAUGUACGAGAGAGCCUAGCCAAUGAGAAGGAAGGGAAAGAAUGCGAGAGGUGUGAUCAACUACCCAGCGCAUUGUCAUCGCAACGUGAUACCCAUAGAUCUGACGAUGUUAAGUCUGGCAGUUGUUUACAUCAAGAAAACUUGCCAUCGGAACUCGAUAUCCAGAUGGAGGUUGAGAGAAUGAUUGUUAAGGAGUUUGCCGAAGACCAGCAACAGAAUAGUUCUCGUAGUGAUGUCUUCCAGACAAUUCCACAAACAUCUGAAAGUCGAAAGUCAAGCUCUAAACCAAAGAAAAAGCUCAAACCAAAGCCAAGACUACCUGAUUAUUUGUUGGACUUUGGCUAUGUUGUCCUAGGAACCGUCCGCACACAUAUUGUACGCGCCACUAACACUGGUUGGUAUCCAGCCUCAUUUUCAGUUGAUCACGAGUAUCUCUGGAAUAGCGGCUUCAAUGUGGAGUUAAAUCGUGUUCGACAACUUCCGGGCGCUCCAGAUCAUGAGACGGUUGAUUUUGUUAUCAGUUUUGAUCCCAGGGGUGCCAAUCUUGGCCUUGGUGACACAGAAACUAUAGUCCCAAUAAAUAUUGUUGGUGGCCCUCAAGCAUGUAUUAAGCUAAGAGCUAAUGUUACAAUGCCUGAUAUGGAAAUUUCCUCUGAUACUCUGGAUUUUGGAAAUGUUAAUUGUGGGGAGUGUAAGGUGAUAACUGUUCAACUGCAUAAUCACAAACAUGUCAAAUGUGAAUGGAAUUCAAUCGCUGAACAGAAAGAUAAGAAAAAGGUUGACAAGCACACACCGAUGCAUCUUAGAAGAACCCAGAAGAAACAGACAAAUAAGCCAAAUACCUUUGAGAUGAUGCCUGCCUUUGGUACUCUCAUGCCUGGCCAAAGAAUCAAUGUACAAGUCAAGUUCAUGCCAACUGAAGAGACUUUCUACGAGCAACGUAUUCCUCUUCGCCUCUCUCAGAGUAGUCAACGCAUCAUGCUGAUGGCAAGAGGUCAAGGGUUAGAGCCUCGUUUGGACUUUGAGCGCAAUCUUGUAGAGUUUGGUCCAAUUCUUCCUCACAGUAGUGGUGAUGAGCAAGAAAUAGUCGUGAAGAAUCCCUGUGAUUUUCCAAUUGAGUUUUACAGUCUUGAGUUUGACAAACAAUACCUGGAAGAGGAAAAGAUUCUGCGUCUGAUGCGGGGGUUUGAUGAGUAUAACACCGUCCUACUGCCACCCCGUGCCACAGGAGACAAACUGCCAUCAGAACUUGUGGACUAUUAUGAAGAACAGAUAAAAAAGUUUGAAGAGGCGGAGAAAGCUCGUAUUGAAGCAGAAGAGGCAGCUGAGCAAGCUAGGAAAGAACAGGAGGAGCAAGAAGCAGCUGCAGCUGCUGCCGCUGCUGCAGAGGGUGAAGAUGAUGAAACAACGACAACUGACCAACAAUCCAGUGUUCCAGUCAUCACCACAGUAGCCCCAUCUAGACAAGCUAGCACUGAACCAAUCAAAGACAAGGAAGGAAAACUUGAUAAAUCAAUGGAGAAACUUGAUGAGAAAUCCAGAGAUGCACUUAAAGUAGAGGAUGAAGAUAAAUUGAAAGAAUCAUCCAGCAGUGUUGGUGUAGGAGAACUGGAAAUAACCCCAGUAUCUGCCGCUAUUGCAAGGCAUCUUGGGAUAGAUCUAUCCCCCGAGGGCAAGGCAGCUCGCAAUCGCAGAGGCAUUGCAGUUAUAGUACAUGGCGCACCAAUGUCUGGUAAAACCAACACUGCUAUUAUGCUAGCCAAGCGCUAUGAGGCUGCACUACUCAGCAUUAAUAGCCUCGUCACAGAGGCAAUAUCUAGCGGAAGCACACCUGCAGGGUUACGUGCUAGGGAACUAUGCCAAGAGGCUGCUCGCAAGAAAGCUGAGGAAAUGCGUCUGCUAGAAAGUGAUGAGGGUGACAAAAAGGUUGCAGGAGGAUUGAGUGUUGAAGCAGUAGCAGCCCACACACAGGGACAAGGUGGUGGUGUAAGUGGCAUCUCAGCAGCUCACAGCGUGGCGCACAGUGUGGUGUCUAACCGUAAGACAAGCACAGUGGGAGAACCCAAGGGUAAAGACAAACAUGGCCUAAAGGGGGCAGCUGCAGCAGCUGCAUCAACACUAGAUGGCGCUUCUAGUCAGGUACCAAGUAGCCCCCCUCCUCUUAUGGCCCCUAUAGCACGUAGACUGAGUGUGAGCGCCAGUGUUGCUGGGGAGGAAGGAUUAAUGAGCUGCGUGCUUCCAGAGGAUCUACUAGUUGACCUACUAGCUGACAGAAUCAUGUUGAAUGACUGCCAUAAGGGAGUGGUGUUUGAUGGCCUGGAUACACUAUUUAGCCAGAACAUGCCAUCCACCCUCAAUGCUAUAUUACGCGCGCUGAAUAACAGGAAGUACAUCUACAUGCUCUCGUUGAAACUAGACUAUAAUACUCUCAAAGAAAAAGAGAAAAAGGAUGAAGAAGAAAAAGAGAGACAAGCCAUUGAGAAGGAAGAAGCUGAAAGGCGUAGACUGGAGGAAAUGUCCGAAGAUGAAUAUGAUGCUUUAACUGAUGGCCAAAAAGCUGAGGUUGACCAGAAAAGAUUGGCAAUUAAGAAAGCAAGAAUCAAAAAAGAAAUGGAAGAAAAAAUGGAAAGGGAACGCCGUGAUCGUGAAAUAUGGGAAGCUGAGCAGCGCCGCCUAGAGGAAGAAAAGGCAAGCAAAAAGAAAGGGCGUAACAAGGGAAAUGACCCUAAAGAUAAGAAACCAGACAAAGGAAAGACUGGGGCAGCCCAAAGUGCUGACCGUAUGGGGACGUCAUUGACUUCACGUGGAGGCCCAAAACCACACGAUAGUGACCACCAAGUUGGAAAAGCGCCAUCUGCUUAUGGUGAUCGACCAGAAUCACACGCCACUGAAAGUAGUGAACUACAUGUAGGGGAUGGAAAGAAAAAGAAGAAAGAGGGCAGCAAAGAGGGAAAGAGGCCUGUUUCCCAUGAUGCAACAAAGGACAUCCCAUUACCCCCUGAGGAACCCCAAAAACCAGAAAUCAGUGAAGAAGAAAGACUGCUUAUGCAAAGGUUCAGGACAUUUGAGGUGACUCAGAAAGAGAUCUGUGAUAUCGCAGAUUUCUGGGAUAGGAUGACUCUGACGUUGAAGCGACCAAUAACACCAUCUGCUGGAUCUGAACUCGAUGAUGCUCAUCUUACAUCUGGCAGGAAAAUGAAAGGAAAAGACCAUGGAAAAGACAAACAUGAUAAAGACAACAAAGAUAGGAAGGAUAAAGCUGGCAAGGACAAGCAAAAUGAACAUGACAAAAAAGAUAAACUUGACAAAGAGGCUGCACCAAGCCAGGCUGACACAUUAGACCCUGACCAGGAUGUGAGUGAGUGCCCUAUGAAAGGUAAAGCAGAGAGCAGGGACAGACUUGAUGAUGGAAUAGGGAUCAACCACCUGCAGUUAAACUGUGCAGAUGAGGCUGCUCCGGGCAUACGUGCCAUAGAGACUGGUACACUCCCUUCAGUAGAAGAGGUAUUAGAUGGAUUAGGCCUGGGCCCCAGAGGACCCCCUAUCCCACCCCCUGCAGAGUUCCAGGUUGUGCCCUACCCUGUGAAACGUCAUGCCCCUCAGGCGGCUGCAGAAUCAGGACAUUACAUAUUUGUAGCAUCCCACCCUGAUGACCCUAAUAUUGCUCGAGAAGAGAAACCAAAGGAAUCUGAACAGGAAGAAGAGAAAUCUGCCACACCAGAUGGUAAAGGAAGAGAUGACCAUACUACACCUACCAGAGGCAAAGGCAAAGAUAAACUGAAAGCUGAGAGCAAGAAAGACAAACGUCAGAGCAGCGCUGGUAAAUCAAAGAACAUCGGCAGACGAUCCUCCGCCAGUGUGAUGUCACCACCACCUGGUGCCCAAACACCAGUUUCUGACGGAGAUGCCUUGAGCACAAUCACAGACAAUGUUGGAGUAGCCAUUGUUGAUUCCAACAACCCGAAACUAGGAACAUUCAGAUGGAUUGUGCCAGCUAAUGGAGAAUGCGUCCUAAAGCUGCGCUUUGUGUCUGAGGAACUCGGUCAGUUUGACCAGACCCUGAACUUUGAGAUCAUGGGCACUAGGAGGCGCUACCAGUUGUUCUGUCGGGGUGUCUGUGCAUUCCCCACUAUCAGCAGAGAACCAAGGAUUGUGUUCCCUCAUCGUAAGAAGAACAAGAAGUCAGAUGAGAUUGUCCACAAGAAAUACAUCCUAACUGAUGAGACCUUUGACUUUGGACCUCUAUUGGUUGGGAAACCAAGAGAUAGGUACAAAGAAGGCAGAUACCCAGAGAACAUGGAGAAACUAGUCGUCCACAAUACAUCCCCGCUAGAGGCUGAUAUAAGUUUCUGCUUCCUGUCAGAUAGCAAAGCAGAGACUUACCUACUGGAACCAUCUAACCUUAUACUGAAACCUGGAGAAGAAGGGGAGCUUCUUAUUUGGGCAUAUCCAAAGACACCAGGACGCUACGAAGAUUCUAUUGUGUGUUGCAUCAGAGAAAACCCAGAGCCAAUCAUAUUCAACAUCUCCUGCGAUGGCGUUAGACCAGAACUUGAACUCGAUAAAAAAGUCCUACAUUUUGACAAAGUCUUGCUACACAGGAAAGACACCAAGACCAUCUAUCUGCGCAACAGCACACUUCUACCAGUAGCAUGGAAAAUCAGCGGCUUGGAAAACCUUGGGGAAGAUUUCUCCGUUUCAAAUGACAGUGGCAUCAUUGAAGCAAAAUCUGAAUUCGGACUGAAUGCUCAUUUCCGAGCCCUAAAGGCUGUGACAACCAAUAAAAAGGCAAUCCGUCUGGAAGUAUCAGAUGUUGAGGGCAUUAUGGGAUUGGUGCAGACCGAGACUAUUCAGGUACAUGCAGAAGCCUAUGAUGUUGCUCUUGAUAUGAGUUUCCCUAAGGGUGCUGAUGGAGGGAUUGACUUUGGUGUUAUCAGAGUUAUGGAUGAAACUAAGCAGCAAUGCACAUUGAAGAACAAAGGCAGAUAUGAUAUUGCUUACAGUUUCACAUUUGAGCCAUGCGAAGGUUGCCCCCAGGAGAUAUGUGAUCUGUUCUCCGUAUUACCAAAUAAGGGAGUUCUAACACCAAUAGAUCGUCCCACACCUGUACAAGUGAUAUUCAAGUCUUCAAAGGAAACAACUGUGAAAGAAAUGCCAAUCUUGAAGUGCCAGGUUAUUGAGCCAAAUAUAGGUGGAGGGGAAACUAUUGCCAGUAUUCCAGUCAAGAUCACUGUACGCUCAGUCUUUAACAAGUACAACAUAUUCCCUAUCAACGACAUCAACUUUGGCUCCCUACUUGUAAACAGCAAGAAGACGAGGACGUUCACAAUAGAGAACAAGGGAGAGUUUGACUUCAAGUAUACCAUCACAAAACGUGAGAGGAAAGAAGAUAAAGAGAUCAGAGCUAGACCGCCAGUCAAGGGAGAUAAACGUAGCAAAUCACGAGAUGGAUCAAGCUCAGGUCGUUCUGUAGCCAGACCCCGAAGAGCAGACUCGAUCAGACAAGAUAUAGGUCAAGGUAACCAAUCCAGAUUGGUUGUUGGGAUGUUUACGAUCUUCCCAGCAUUUGGUCUGAUCUUGCCCAAUGGCCACCAGACUGUGACUGUCGACUGUAUCACUGAACAACCUGGCAGAUGUGACGAGGAGUUGUCGGUGGAUAUAACAGAUAGAGAUCCCGCAGAUCACCCCCAGGGAAUCCCAUAUAGACUCAUAGCAGAGGCUUGUAUUCCCGCAAUCAGCACAGCUGAUAUUGGCGCCAUCUUUGAGGAGCACCGUGUUGUGAAAAAUCUGAGCGUUUGGCAACAUGGCCACCAGAUUGAAAGCGGUGGGAUCUUUGGUGAAGAUGAGAACAGAUUCAUCUUUAAUAACGUCAUCGUUGGCAUGAAAGCCAAAGCUCGCUUCAAAGUCAGUAACUCCAACAAAGUCCCUUGCGAUGUUGUCUUUUCUAUUAAACCCCUACAUGCUAAACACGCUUCUAAGAUUAUGGAGGUGUUUGAGGUAGAGCCUACAAGGGCCCAGAUUACAGCUCAUGGACACCAAUAUGCAACUGUUACAUUCAUGCCAGCCUCAAUGCAGACAUUCACUGCCAAUUUUGAAGCUGCUAUAGAUGGCGUACCUCAGAACCAAGCCAAGACACGUAAUUUGUCAUUUGAGGUCUCAGGGGAAGGGAAUCUACCAAGGAUUACAAUACAGAAACCAACAGUACGCAACAAGAAGGGCCAACCCCUGUUGUUAUAUAAAAGAACAUUGCUCGGGAGAAAGGAGGCACUUCCUCUGACUCUGACCAAUGAUGGAACCCUCCCUUGCAAGGUUGACAUUGACCUGGUUGACCCUGACGAUGUGUACACAUUGCGCCCUCUGGAGGGCACCAUGGCAGUUAUGGCUGAUCCCGAUGCCCUUACUGGGGAGACAUCACGAUUACCACACACAGCUAGUGUGAUUGUGAAUGUGGGUGAUACUGCAAACUUUGAGGUUAUCUAUGGUCCAACAGCGAGUGUCAGAUCUCAAGGAAACAUCCGCCUAAGUGUUGUCAACAAUCAGUAUGAGGACUCAAUAGUUCAGAUAGUUGGCGAGGGAUACGAGGAUGACAUCACACUUGACAACAUUCACAGCAUAGCAACAACUGCCGAUCCAGAGAACCAAGAGGGAAAUAAUGCAGAUGAUGACGUAGCAGCUGCCAAAUCUAAUCAUAUUCGCUUUGGAGAUUGCUACAUCAAUGAACCUCGAACUCUGACCUUUACCAUGACCAACCACAGCAAAACUGACUGUGUGAGAUUCCUUUGGCCUGAGCAGCCCCAAAUUAAAUUUGCACCUCAGGUCGGGCACCUCCAUGCAGAGUGCACAAAGGAUAUGAGCAUUACAUUCAAGACAGAUGCCCCUAAAUCUCUAGAGGAACUAUCAGUGCCAUGCAAGAUCACAAAGAUUACCUUCGAUAAACCAAAUAAUGAGAUUGCAGACUGGGAUGAUAGAAUGAGAACAGUUAAAUGGGUGGAUGUGACACCCCCUGUCCCUGCUACAGCUGACAGUUCCAUGAAGCCAACUACUCCCCUAAGUCAGCCAGGAUACAGUUCAGUGCCACCUAGGCCAGCUAAAAAGAAAGUAAUUGAAACUGAACCCGAACCAAGUUUUCAAGAGAUUGCAGAAUCAGCGAGAACAUUAGAUUUGCUCGUAUCAGCGAAUGCGGAUUUCUGUAAAUACAAAGUGAAAUCUGAGCCAGUCAAGUUCAAGGACACUUUGAUGUUCCAGACACGUGUAUAUGAGAUGAAUUUGACCAACAAAGGAAACAUCAGCAUGGACUUCAACUGGCAGGUAGUAAUGGAGGACUUCACGAUGGCUCGUUCCGUGACAUUUGCCAAUGAAUUAGAGCGUCCUGAAUCACGUGCUGGUUCCACAACUCCUAGCUCAUUAUCGAGUGAUAAUAUGUAUGUUCCAUUUUCAAUUGAGCCAGAAAAUGGUACAAUAUUAUCUGGGAAGAAACAGAGCUUCACUGUGAAGUUCUCUCCUCUUGAUGUGAAUGACUAUGAAGCUAGACUUCUUUGCAGUAUCCCUAACCUAGAGGAAGGCAAACAGGGUCCUGCAAUCGCUCUGAAGGCAAGGAGUCUUCUCCCAUAUUGCCAUUUUGAGUUGGAGGCUUCUGAUUAUUUGACCAGUGCCAGGCGUAACCCAGAGAUGAGGGGACCCAAUGGGGCACCCCCAGGCACCACUCUAGACCCUAACACACGAGUCAUAGAAUUCAAAUCUGUGGGUGUCCACGUGAAGAAUACCAGGAAAUUCUUCAUAGUAAACCCUACAAAUGCCCCAUACACAUUUACAUGGAUGAAUGAUGAUGAGAUUGACCCGAAGCAUCCACCCAUGUUCAAAUGUCUAACACCAGAGGGCUCUAUAAGACGGGGCAAGAAACAGGAGAUAUUGUUUGAGUUUACACCGACUGAGCUUGGGAUUACAGAAAGUUUCUGGAAGUUUGUGAUCCCAGAACACAACAUCAGUAUCCCAUUCUUGUUAAUGGGAGAUGCAAGGGAGCCAAAUAUAGCCAUGGACAGAUCUCACUUCAACUUCAAGUCACUGCUUAUUGGUCAUGAGGCUAUGGAAACCGUACACAUAGUCAACACUGAGGAUUCCCCACUUUAUUUCACAUUUGCUGAGGAUUCUACACAUGCUGCUGCAUUCACUGCUCACCUAACAGUUGAACCCAUGACAGGAUGCGUAAUGCCUAAAUCAAAAACACCCAUCAACCUCUUCUUCACUCCAACGUCUGAUAAAGAAGUGAACUUCAACCUUAUAUGCAACAUUAAGAAGAAGAUCCUUCCAUUAACGCUUAAUGUUAAGGCUGAGGGCUACUCCAUGGAGUGUAUGGUCUUAUGUGAGGACUCUCAGGGAAACAAGGUGGAACUCAGUGAUAGAGGAUUCAAUGAACUCAGUUUUGGAGAGGUGGAGGUCAAUGAAAAGGCAGUUCGAAAUAUCUUCAUCGUAAACUCUGGGAAAUUCAACUUUGAUUUUGAUUGGACGUUGAAUGAGAGAAGCACGCGUAAGGACAAAAUGGUUACAAUAACACCUGAGAAGGGCGGUGUGAUGUUUGGAGAGAGAACUAAGUGUGCAUUAGCAUUCUGUCCACCUGCCAAGACUGCACUAAGAGGAUGUGAACUGAUUCUUAAGAUCUCUAAUGGACCAACCUAUGUUAUUAAUGUAAAUGGCACUGGAGUUGCUCCAGGGGUCCAUUUCUCAUUCUACAGCUACAACUUUGGCCCUUGCUUCAUCUACAGGGCUGGUAUGCCAAAACAUAGCAAAACAUUGCUCGUUACAAACAAAGACAAGAAAGAAAUUAGUUUGGACUGCCUGUACGUCCCGACUGCUCAACUCCACCAUGAUUUUGAGGCGCUUGUUCUACCACCCGGUCAAACUAAAGAAGUUGAAUUAUCAUUCUACCCACGUGAAGCCAUCAAGUACCAAGAGACAAUAACUUUUGAGAUCAAUGGGCUCUCUAAACAGAACAUUGAGAUCACUGGAAUGGGCACAGAGAUGAAGAUUGAGGUUGCCAAUCCAAAGCAAAAGAUGGUCAACUUUGGUGCUCUUCGUGUCGGUCAAACUGUCAAGAAAGCAGUCCCUAUUGUUAACAAUAGCCCCGCCCCUAUAUCAUUCCAUCUUGCCAUCACGCCUACCAAUACAGUUCUACAGGAGAAGGGCGUCAUGACGCUAACUCCAACAACAGAGAUGACCUUGGAGCCAAGAGGCGGAAUGGCUAAAGUUGAGAUGAUUUUCUCUCCAAAAACAAGAGUCCCAAAAUUCACAGAAGAGAUAAUGUUGGAAUGUGCUGGAAUGUUCCAACCUUUGUUUGCUGUGACUGGCUGUUGCCAUGGUAUUGAGAUCAACCUUGACACUGAUGCUAUACCAUUCGGGGCAGUUGUCCAAAAGAGCUCAAGUACUCGCAAAUUGGUCAUGAAUAACACAGGAGAUAUAGGAGCCAGAUUCAAAUGGGACAUUGCCAAGUUCAAACCAGACUUCUCAAUCAUGCCAGUGGAGGGUUACAUCUCUCCAGGGAUGGAGGUCCCAUUUGAAGUAAUGUUCCAUCCACAGAUAGUAAGCCAAGAUAUCAGAAAUGAGAAUCUCAAAUGCAAGAUAGAAGGAGGUAAAGCAUUGAAACUCACUCUAACAGGAAUGUGUACCAGCAUCCCACCUGUCAAAGAAAUCCAACAUUUUAGCACACACGUACGCAUGAAAGAAACCCGCAACCUAAUGGUAAUGAACAGGACCAAUAUGCACUGGCAUUUACGACCAAUCGUAGAUGGGGAAUUCUACACUGGUCCCGAUACUUUCGAUGUAGACCCCCAGCAAAGCAAACCAUAUGAAUUGACAUAUAAGCCACUUGUCAUGACAACGGAAGGCAAGAAACAUCAAGGGACUGUGUUUUUCCCACUUCCUGAUGGAACUGGCUAUUUGUUUAAUGUGUCGGGAACUUCUGAAGCACCGAGAGCUGUGUCGAAGUUGGUUCGUGAUAUACCAUGCAAGACCAACUACUCAGAAAUCUUACCAGUAAAUAACUGGCUCAAGAAGCCUCAAAGAUUCCGGAUUAAGUUUGAGAUGAUUAGACCAGACAAGCUUGAUUCUGGGACCACGCUGAAGGGUCUAGACUACAUAGAUGUACCUGGGAACUCAAAACGUGACUUCAAGAUUCAUUUCUAUGCACACAAAGAAGGCUCUACUCAGUUUAAGACUGUCUUUACCAAUGAAACAACUGGGGAAUAUCAAUAUUUUGAGUUGACUUUCAAAGCAACAAAGCCUGGUGUCAUUAGCACAAUAGACCUAAGCACACCUGUGCGCCAAAGCAUUCAACACACGCUUACCCUAAAGAACCCAUUAUCGUAUGCUGUAACAUUUCUUGCUUCGUGUAACGUCGUGGAGGUUUUGAUGCCUAACCAAUUAGCAGUGCCAGCAGAGUCGGAGGGUAACUUCAACAUUGAGUAUCUGCCCCUGAAAGUGGGUGAGACGCCAGGACGUUUGGAGUUCACAUGUAAUGAUCUCGGUCUGUAUUCAUAUGAUCUCAAUCUCAAAGCAACUGUCGCAGGACCAGAACGAGGCUUGUACUUCAGGACGUGUCUCGGUGUACCACAAACUCAUGUCGCAAAAUUCCUCAACUUUGCUAAACAGAAAACUGAUUAUGUUUGUAAGUUGGACAACACUGAUUUCCAUGUUGAUAAAACAGUAGCCGCAGCUCCUGGUUCCACCAGUGGUACAGAAGUUGCUGUAGAAGCCGUUUACGAGCCUUCCAGACUCGGCGAAUCACGUGGCACCCUCACUGUCCAAUCAGCAGUUGGAGGUGAAUACACAUUCCCAUUAUUUGGCACCUGUAUAGCACCAAAACCACAAGGGCCAUUCACAGUGAAAGCAGGUGGAACAACAUCUAUAACAUUCAGGAAUGUGUUCCCACACACAACAGCGUUUACAUUCCAAGUUGACAACCCAUUGUUUCACGUCACAAAACCUGCUGAGAAUAUACGAUCGAGGAAAGAUCAUCGUGUUGUAGUAGGGUAUGAUGGGAAUGAUUCUGGCAGUAAGGCAGCCGUCAUGGGCAAACUUGUCGUAUCUUGUCCUCGAUCAGCAGGCGGACAGUCUAACGUGCAGUGGGUAUAUUAUCUUAAGGGGGUCACCUUAGAGAAAGAAAAAUAACCUGUGAUUAUGAAAAUGAAAGAAAUCUGAACAAUUAGACACAUAAAAUGCUUCAUCCUCCGAACGCAGGCCUCCACCAGUCGUACCACAUUCUUG